This is a messenger RNA of Cyprinodon tularosa, 1937 nucleotides long. RefSeq names its product UDP-glucuronosyltransferase 2A1-like. The record is from RefSeq and is a predicted model, not a curated record. Gene Ontology annotation, molecular function: UDP-glycosyltransferase activity. The transcript is spliced from 2 exons. NCBI's taxonomy places the organism in Eukaryota, Metazoa, Chordata, Actinopteri, Cyprinodontiformes, Cyprinodontidae. Bases 180 to 1748 code for a protein of 522 amino acids.
UUGAACUGUCUUAUCACUUACACAUGAACCUGUAAAGAACCUAUAAAUAGACCUGCACAGAGUCCUUUUCGUUGUUGGACCUGAAACAACGAGCUCCAGUACAAAAGCUGUAUUUUGAAAAAUACAUUUUCACGGGCAGCCAAGUAGGUAAACUUUUUCAUCUUUCUUUAGAGAAAAACAUGAAUUGGAUCUGGAUUAGUCUAAUCUGGUUCUGUCCACUGGUGGUUCAUAGUGGGAAAGUGCUGGUGUUCCCGGUUGACGGGAGCCACUGGGUGAACAUGAAAGUCAUACUUAAAGAGCUGCAUUCAAGGGGACACCAGAUUGCUGUUGUGCGACAGGUAGACAGCUGGUAUAUUGAGGAAUCCUCUUCCCUCUACACUUCAAUUAAUGUCAACAUUAAGUCUGGAUUUGAUGAAGACUUCAUAACAUCAUUUGUGACAAAGCUGCUGAAAAUCCAGCGAGAGGGAAAGUCUGCCUGGACUCGUUUUAAACUGGAACUGGAACAAGCCCAGUGGAUCUCACAGUUUCAUGUACAAUCUUCCAAAGGUCUUGAGCAAUUUUUUGAGACCAAAGGGCUGAUAAAGUCACUACAAGAAGGAAACUAUGACCUAGUUCUUACAGAUCCUGCUUUUCCAACAGGCGUCAUACUUGCUCAUUACCUCAAACUGCCUCUUGUUUUUAAUGCAAGAUGGACCAGUCACAAUGAAGGCCACUUUGCAAUUGCACCUUCUCCUCUCUCUUAUAUUCCAAUGUUUGGCACAGAGUUUUCAGAUAAAAUGUCCUUUAUUGAGAGAGUCUUAAAUGUAAUGGCAUUUGCUUUAAAUGAAUGCCUCUCUGCAUGGACUAUUAUACCACAUUAUAAAGCCUUAAUUGCAAAGUACUUGGAUUCAGAUGUAGAUUACAUAUCCAUGUUUCAAGCUGCAGACCUGUGGCUCAUGAGAGUGGACUUUGUGUUUGAGUUUCCUCGUCCCACCAUGCCAAAUGUAAUCUAUAUGGGCGGGUUCCAGUGUAAACCUGCAAAGCCUCUGCCUCAACACUUGGAGGAGUUUGUUCAGAGCUCUGGAGAGCAUGGAGUCCUCAUCAUGUCUCUGGGGACUUUAAUAGAAGAUUUACCACGUGAUUUAAUUGAAGUGAUUGCCAAAGUCUUCGCAAAAUUACCUCAGAAAGUCAUUUGGAGGUAUAAAGGCUCCAGGCCGGACAAUCUGGGAAACAACACUUUACUGGUGGACUGGAUGCCGCAGAACGACCUUCUAGGACAUCCUAAGAUUAAGCUGUUUGUGGCCCAUGGUGGAACAAAUGGUGUUCAGGAGGUUCUUUAUCAUGGAGUUCCUAUAUUGGGCAUUCCUUUGAUUUUUGACCAACUUGAUAAUCUGUUCAGAAUCGAAGUUAGAGGAGCUGGGAAGAAUAUUCCACUCUCUACUCUGAAUGAAGACACUUUCUUGCAGGGUAUACAGGAGGUCCUAAGUGAACCCUCCUACAGGUUGAACAUGCAGAAACUGUCCAGUCUGCACAGGGAUCAACUAAUGGGACCACUGGACACAGCAGUUUGGUGGAUAGAGUUUGUUAUAAGGCACAAGGGUGCUGCUCACUUGAGAACUGAGUCCUUCAGACUUCCCUGGUACUCCUACCACUGUAUAGAUGUGAUGUUGACCUUAGGAGGGGCUGUGCUGGUUAGUUUUGGUAUCUUUGUAGUUCUACUAAAAUCUAUUUGGAAUUUAUGUCAGAAAAAAAAGAAGAAACAAGAAUGAUAAGAAGUGCAGUUAAAUAAUAAUCAGACCGAACAAAAUACUUUUAAAUUUAGAAUUACAGAGUUUUAAUCAUAAUGACCUAGAUUAUGUCAUUUUUGUUUUUAAUGGAGCGUUGUUUUUUUUCAAAUGAUUUGAAGAAACCUGGUCUGGUCUGAAUAAAUUACCUUCUUUUCCUAAACCAUCUUAAAA